UCUAAUUUUUCCGAAAAACACUCAACAAUUGAGUAUUAUUUUUAGAUUAUUGAUACAUAAUGUCAGUAAAAAAUGUUAAAAUAAUUGAUGUAUUACUGAUCAAAUGUUACGAUAAAUAAUCGUAGUUCUCAUAAUUAUAAUUCAUUGCUCAACUUACCACUAUUUCAAACGACAGGUCGUUUUUCUUUAUCAAAAUAUUCAACAUGUCUGCCUGUUAGCGUCUUUGGUGAUCUAUUGUUUAUAAAUGCAUCAAGUUCCAGAAAAGCUUAAAAACUUAGCUUACUGUUAUUUGCAAUAAUUAAUAAUGCAAUUAUUAUAAAUAGCAUUUGAAUAAAUCUAGAUUGGAGACAUGACUGAGGCUCAACUUUGCCGUCUUUGUGCUGAAUCUAAACCUGAUGUAAUUGGGAUUUAUGAUUCUGAAGGCCAGAAACUUAAUAUUCAAGCGAAAGUUGCUAAAUAUCUCCAUAUUGAGAUUACUUCUACCGAUGAUCUUCCUCAUUCAGUUUGCAUUGGUUGUUGUGUACUUUUAAAUCAAUGUAGUGAAUUUUACGAACAAACUAAUGAAGCACAAAAAUCACUUAGACAGUUAAUUUUAGAGCCCAAAUAUAAAACUGAAAGUAUCAAGCCAACAGAAACAAACACAAAUCUUGAAAUAACAACUGUCAACAAUUUAAAGACAGAAUCAUUUGAACUGUCAGACCACAAUUAUGUUACAGGACCUGCGACAGAAGCAAAUGAUAGUUUUUGUUAUGAUGAUAAUAAUGACAGUAAUUGUUCCAAAUCUAGUGAAGAUGAUAUGACAAGAGCAAAAAAGAAAUCUCUUAAAAAAACUUUAGGUAAACAAUCUAAGAAAAAAGUAAAAAGAAAAAAUACAAAAAAAGUAUCCCAAGUUGAUACUUCAGAUGCUGAAGCUGAUGUAAUAAUAAAUUCGAAAAAUAAUACGAAAAUUCCUGAUAACUACAUGACUGGUACAGAUUCAGAUAAAGAAAUAAUCGAAGCAAAAACUGAAGAAUCCUCAAAAAAUGUAAAUAAAACUACAGAGAAUAUGAAAAGGUAUCCCUGGUUAUGUACCGAUUGUAAUGAUAAAUUGCCAAGUUUAGAGAUGCUUGAAAAACAUCAUCAGACUGUUCAUAAUCAACAAGCCAAGUAUAUGUGUGUUCAAUGUUGUAAGGUUUAUGAUAAAUAUUAUGGCUUUCUUACUCAUGUAAAGAGACAUAAGAAUAAAUCGAAAUUUACGUGCGAUGAUUGUGGUAAAUCAUUUGUACAUAAAAAAGUUCUUGAUUCUCAUCGAAUAAUACACAGUGAAGAACGUCCUCAUGUUUGUCAAACUUGUGGUAAAGCUUUUAGACAACAAAGUGCUUUAUAUAUUCAUAGCCGAUGUCACCUACCAGAAACUAUGAAAAAUAGAUUUCCGUGUGAUCAGUGUGAUAAAAGAUUUUCUACAAAACCGAAUCUCGUAACUCACAAACGAAUUCAUUCUGGUGUGAGAAAUUUCACAUGUGACCAAUGUGGAAAAAGCUUUAUUCAAAAAGGAAAUCUUGAAGCUCACUUUUUAACUCAUUCAGCAGAUAAACCAUACAAUUGUUCACAGUGUCCAAAAGCUUUUAAAACUCCAUUACAGUUGAAAAAACAUGAAACUGUUCAUACAGGAGCUAAACCUCAUCAAUGUGCGGUAUGUGGAAGAACUUUCCGCGAAAAAGGAACGUUAAGAGAACAUCAUAGGAUACAUACAGGAGCAAUGCCAUUUACUUGUGAAUUUUGUGGUAAAUGUUUCCGAUUUAAAGGCAUUUUAACAACUCAUCGACGUCAACAUACUGGAGAACGACCUUACAGCUGUCUAGAGUGUCAGCAUCAUUUUACAAAUUGGCCGAAUUAUAAUAAACAUAUGAAAAGAAGACAUGGAAUUAAUACAUCACAUACUAAGCAUCUUCAACAACCUCAACAACAACAACAACAACAACAACAACAACAACAGCAACCACCACCACUACCACCACCUUCACAAAAUCCAGAAACAUUACAAAUUCCACAAGCCGUUUCAUCUAAUGUACCAGAGGAAUUAACUUUAUCACAACAUGUAACCCCUUCGAUAGUUCAGGUAAUACAAACCAUUCCUGUCACAACACAGCCAAUUGUCGUACAAACAAUUCCUACAACGACAAUUCAAACCUUUCAAGCAGAUAUAUCUCCUGCUGCAUCUCAAGAAACAGUAUUUAGAGAAAGAAAUGCGCCUUAUUUUAAUGCUGUUCCUGGAACAUUACAAAAUUUUUUACCACCUCAUUUACCAUAUAAUUUUUAUAACAUCUCUAAUGUGUCAGAGAAUGAAUUAAUAGGACCGAGGUAAAAUUGAUUCAUUUAAAUUUAAGUCACAGCGUACUAUAGGCCAGUUUGGAAUAUCAUGUGUUUAGUCUAUAAUUUUUUUUUAUUCUUUUCAAAUAAUAGAAAUAUAACAAAUUAUUUUUUAUUACGUAUUCAAAAA
Molecule: messenger RNA, 2479 nt
Organism: Chelonus insularis
Lineage: Eukaryota; Metazoa; Arthropoda; Insecta; Hymenoptera; Braconidae
Product: zinc finger protein 479-like
Exons: 3
Coding region: 350-2344 (664 amino acids)
Biological process (GO): regulation of transcription by RNA polymerase II
Cellular component (GO): nucleus
Molecular function (GO): DNA-binding transcription factor activity, RNA polymerase II-specific; RNA polymerase II cis-regulatory region sequence-specific DNA binding; zinc ion binding
Source: RefSeq, a predicted model, not a curated record